Messenger RNA from Prunus armeniaca (apricot), 861 nucleotides. The record is from the annotation of a GenBank genome assembly. NCBI's taxonomy places the organism in Eukaryota, Viridiplantae, Streptophyta, Magnoliopsida, Rosales, Rosaceae.
AUGAGUCAAGUCAAGCCAGAGUUGCCUAAACAGUUGAUUCCUUUCCCAGGUCACACUUCAAUCUCAAUUGCUACCCCAAUUUCAGUUGCCAACAGAUUCUUCAGUCUUGAUUCUACAGUAGGACAAAUCCGCCCAAGUUAUCAGUCGACCCUGAUCUCUAGUUAUGAUCCUUUCUCAGUUGAUCCCUCAGUUGGCCCUUCAGUUGCUUUCAAAAAGACAUCCCCUUAUUUGCCCAAAUGUAACUCUCACUUGUUUGUCAUUGAGCCCAAUUAUGAUGUUCAUUCAUAUCCAAUUGCCAUAGCCAAACACUAUUUCCCUCCAGGAUUUCACUAUAUGCCUCCAAGUCCUUACAAGUCCCUCAAGUAUUAUAGAGAUAUACUACUUGAAACUCAAUCAGUUGAAAUUAAGCCGAUAAAGGAUCGUGAUCACCCUGAGACCAUCCUUUAUCAUUCCAUAUACAAAGUUCCUUGGAUACUCAAAUGGCCCUACAAGGUUACCAAGGAUACCAGAAUAUUUGCCCGACAAUUUUCUGUUAAAUGGUGGGAUAAGUUCGAAGUUGACAGAAUUGCUAAAUACGUCUAUAAUGAUUUGCUCCAUGAUUUUGCUCCGCCUCCAACUUCCCCCACUGGUUCAACCAAAUCUUCCCUUUCAGUCGAGGGAAAAUCAAAGUCUGACCUACAGGAGAUUGCUCGCCAGUUGAUAAUUCAAGCUUCCCAAAUGGAUGAUGAUGAUGAGUAUGACAAUGAUAAUGACUCUCCUUCUUCGUCCAGUUGCCAGCCCAUGCAGAGCCCUGCUAAGCCUAAAAGUUGGUACGAAGAUAGUCAAGACUCCUAUGAUGCCUAUGAUUUGAAUUCUAAUUAG